UAUAUAAAAGACAGCAGCGCGUGUGUCUGUGUGUCUGUCUCUAAUCCUCUUGCCAUGAUGUCUCUGAAAGGACUGGUGACCAUCGUCUCUGCCGGGGUCUGGCUUUUGUGCAUGUUCUGUCAACAGACGGAUGCAUAUGGGCCACUGAACCAUGCCUGCUGCGUCAAGUACACUCGCACGCCGCUGGAUUUUAAAGUCAUAAAAGGUUUCGCAGAGCAGAGCUCCCGCGAGGUGUGCCGCAUCGACGCCAUCAUAUUCAUCACCAAGCGUAAUAAGAAGGUGUGUGCCAGUGCAAACGACGAUUGGGUGCGGAACAUCCUAAAACGUCUAAGCAAUAAAAUGAAACAAAUGUCUCAGCAUCCUCAUAACCAGGUCAACCACACCCCAGCUUGGAAUAGCCCCACAGCAGCGUGAAUGUCUCGCCGAGCGUCUUUUUUUUAUAAGCUGCAUUGUUUUAGACUUUCAAAUUUUUCCAUCUUUGUUAUGCUAUAUGCUAUCCAAACAUAUUGCAAAUAAUCAAUAUGCUGAUGCCAUAAACUCUUUGUUUGAAGUGAUUAUGCCAUUGAUCUUUUUGAUAAUUUUAAUCUAUAUCACUUGCAACAGUGAACAGAAUUUUUACAAGCACAAAUACCUACUUAUACCAUUUUGGUACAUAUAUAAAAAUGAAAAAAAAAAAAACAGUAUAUUGUGUUUUACUC
Clarias gariepinus (North African catfish) is the source of this 698-nucleotide messenger RNA. RefSeq names its product C-C motif chemokine 20-like (gene ccl20l). Gene Ontology annotation, cellular component: extracellular region. The coding region runs from base 55 to 414 and encodes 119 amino acids. The record is from RefSeq and is a predicted model, not a curated record. The transcript is spliced from 4 exons. Gene Ontology annotation, molecular function: chemokine activity; CCR chemokine receptor binding. Lineage: Eukaryota; Metazoa; Chordata; Actinopteri; Siluriformes; Clariidae. Gene Ontology annotation, biological process: lymphocyte chemotaxis; cellular response to interleukin-1; positive regulation of GTPase activity.